GAUAGAACACAGGCAUACACAGGAAGAUACAUUCACAGAAAGAGCUUCCUGCACAAAGCAAGCCACCAGCGCAACAUGACAGUGAAGACCCUGCAUGGCCCAGUCAUGGUCAAGUACUUGCUGCUGUCGAUAUUGGGGCUUGCCUUGCUGAACGAGGUGGCAGCUAGGAAAAUCCCCAAAGUAGGACAUACUUUUUUCCAAAAGCCUGAGAGUUGUCCACCUGUGCCAGAAGGUAGUAUGAAGCUUGACACUAGCAUCAUCAAUGAAAACCAGCGUGUUUCCAUGUCACGUAACAUCGAGAGCCGCUCCACCUCCCCCUGGAAUUACACUGUCACUUGGGACCCCAACCGGUACCCCUCGGAAGUUGUACAGGCCCAGUGUAAGCACUUGGGCUGCAUCAAUGCUCAAGGAAAGGAAGACAUCUCCAUGAAUUCCGUUCCCAUCCAGCAAGAGACCCUGGUCCUCCGGAGGAAGCACCAAGGUUGCUCUGUUUCUUUCCAGUUGGAGAAGGUGCUGGUGACUGUUGGCUGCACCUGCGUCACCCCCGUCGUCCACCAUGUGCAGUAAGAGUUGCACAUCCCCUCAGCUGAAGAAGCUGUAGAAAUGCCACUCCUUACCCAGUGCUCUGCAGCAAGUCCUGUCUGAUCCCCAAUUCCCUCCACUUCACAGGACUCUUAAUAAGACCUGCAUGGAUGGAAACAGAAAAUAUUCACAAUGUAUGUGUGUGUGUACUAAAUUUUAUAUUUGAUAUCUAAAAUGUUAGAAAAAUUAAUAUAUUCAGUGCUAAUGUAAUAAAGUAUUAAUAAUU
Molecule: messenger RNA, 808 nt
Organism: Piliocolobus tephrosceles (Ugandan red Colobus)
Lineage: Eukaryota; Metazoa; Chordata; Mammalia; Primates; Cercopithecidae
Gene: IL17F
Product: interleukin 17F
Exons: 3
Coding region: 76-567 (163 amino acids)
Biological process (GO): inflammatory response
Cellular component (GO): extracellular region
Molecular function (GO): cytokine activity
Source: RefSeq, a predicted model, not a curated record